Molecule: messenger RNA, 1398 nt
Organism: Syngnathus typhle (broad-nosed pipefish)
Lineage: Eukaryota; Metazoa; Chordata; Actinopteri; Syngnathiformes; Syngnathidae
Gene: dr1
Product: down-regulator of transcription 1
Exons: 3
Coding region: 533-1060 (175 amino acids)
Biological process (GO): negative regulation of transcription by RNA polymerase II; positive regulation of transcription by RNA polymerase II; chromatin remodeling
Cellular component (GO): negative cofactor 2 complex
Molecular function (GO): general transcription initiation factor activity; protein heterodimerization activity; core promoter sequence-specific DNA binding
Source: RefSeq, a predicted model, not a curated record
ACUUCCCGUUUCCUGUCUUGUUUUUGUCAUAUCCGCACAAAUGUCGGAGGAGUACAUUUUGAAAGUAGUCGACGGCAUACUGCCAGUUAUUCGACCUUUGACACGGUUAAUUGAUUAGUUUACGAUUAAACUCGCUAGCGACGUCCUUUAAUCGAUUUCCCGGUGGCACCGGCUCAACCGUGAGUUCCGUGUGAGCGAGCUGCUCCAUUGUUCGCCGGUCUGUCUUAGCUUAGCCUAGCUUUAGCCAUGCUCUCGGGCGGCAGCGCUGUUGUAAGUCUGCUGGACGCGUUCGGCUACUAAGACUCCUGUUUUUCGCUUCGUGGCUGGACGGUUUCCGCCCCUCCACCACGUCGAACCGCCGUCGUGAUAUUUGAUCGUUGACUCUUGUGCUGAUGUUGUGCGGAGCCGUUUCGCUCUCUCUUGCGGCGUCAGCGUAACCUCCGUUAGCCGCAGGGCGGGCGGCGCCAGAUUGGACAGAGGUUUAGGGACUUUGGCUUGUGGCUUAGUUGUGUUUGCUUGUUUUGUUCGUGCGAUGGCUUCGUCGUCCGGCACCGACGACGACCUGACCAUACCGCGCGCCGCUAUCAACAAGAUGAUCAAAGAGACGCUGCCCAACGUGCGCGUGGCCAAUGACGCGCGCGAGCUGGUGGUCAAUUGCUGCACCGAGUUCAUCCACCUCAUCUCCUCCGAGGCCAACGAGAUCUGCAACAAGUCCGACAAGAAGACCAUUUCCCCCGAGCACGUCAUCAACGCACUGGAGAGCCUGGGCUUUGCUUCCUACAUCACGGAGGUGAAGGAUGUGCUGCAGGAGUGCAAGACGGUGGCCCUGAAGAGGAGGAAGGCCAGCUCCCGCCUGGAAAACCUCGGCAUCCCUGAGGAGGAGCUGCUUCGGCAACAGCAGGAGCUCUUCGCCAAGGCGCGGCAGCAGCAGGCCGAGCUGGCCCAGCAGGAGUGGCUGCAGAUGCAGCAGGCGGCGCAGCAGGCCCAGAUGGCAGCAGCGGCCAGCGCCACCCAGCAGGCCGGUUCCUCUCAGGACGAAGAUGAGGACGAAGAUAUGUGAGAUGGGAAGGGGGGCAUAAGGGGUGGGGGGCAGAUACCACUGCAACAUGCCCUCGAGGAUGGACGGAAAGUGCGGGGGAAUACUUACUCGAAGACUUUGAUUUCCUGCCGCCUCUUUUUCAAAUUGUCUUACAUUGUGGAUGCUUGGAGACUUUUUCUCCCACCUGACAAAAACGUUGACGUGUCAGUAUUACUGAGUGCCGUCAGCCAAGAUGGCCGCCGGCCUGACAUCUGGCAUGUUGUUGACAUGGUGUCAGUUGAAGAGGAUGCUUUGUGUCCACUUGCUCAUUCCACAAACUUCUUGAAGCAAUAAAUUCUUUCUCUUUUUUUACACCUCCA